Molecule: messenger RNA, 6407 nt
Organism: Oncorhynchus tshawytscha (Chinook salmon)
Lineage: Eukaryota; Metazoa; Chordata; Actinopteri; Salmoniformes; Salmonidae
Product: zinc finger protein Rlf
Exons: 8
Coding region: 54-5711 (1885 amino acids)
Biological process (GO): regulation of transcription by RNA polymerase II
Cellular component (GO): nucleus
Molecular function (GO): DNA binding; DNA-binding transcription factor activity, RNA polymerase II-specific
Source: RefSeq, a predicted model, not a curated record
AGUGCACGCCGAUCACAUGACAGGCUGCAUACGCGCGGUGGCGGGGAGUGAGGAUGGCGGAUAGUGAUGUUGAACCAGCACCCGACUGGAGUAAUCGGCUGUCUAAUACUGCCGAGGAAACUUUCGUCGCCACGGAAGGCUUGCUGACUACCUUGAGAGCGCUGGAAGCAACGCUCUGGCAACAAGACAUUUCGGAAAUAUCUUCCACCGAAUAUUGCGACAACUUCUGCCAGGCACUGAUGCACUAUGCUGGGAGCAGGAAUUCUGUGGAGCAUGGUCUUCCCCUUCUGGAGGUCUACUGCCUGUCCAUCAACUGCUUCGCUGCUGCAAGGCCACACCUCACCGCAGACUCUGAUAAUGUGGCCCUCGUGUUAAAGAGACUGGCAUUGAGCUGUUUUGAACUGUUGCUGUCUGUGCCUGAAAAUGAAAUCCCUUAUGAGGCCUGGGUUCAAUUUUACCGUUCUGUUCAGGUGGCCCAUGAUGCCUUGAUGGAGUAUGGGAGCACAGACCUGCAAGCCUUGCUCCAGAUCACAGGAGAGGGGGGAGCGUGGAGUAACCCUGUCCUUGGCGCCCUUCUCACCGGUCGCCCCACAAACAUAGAGGAAGUUGAGGCGUACAUCGCCUUGGAGGGGGAGGGCUUCAUGGAGAUGCGUGUCAAACACCUGGAGAAAGUGGGGGAGGUGGCGAAGGCUGUUGUGCUGGCUAAGUCCUGUGCCGAAUGCCACCUUGUCUCCAACCAAACCACCUUCCGGCAGACCUACGUCUCUCUCCUCUGCCACCUGCUGCCCGGUGAGGAGGCCAUCAUGGAGAUAUCCAGACUGGACUGUAAGGAUGUGCUGGAUAUUACAUGCAGUUUGGAGACUGAGGGAGAGGAAAACACGGCCUUCAUCCUGUGUACCACCUUCCUAACUCAACAGCUGCAGCAGCAAAGCCUGUACUGCUCCUGGGAGCUCACACUGCUUUGGAGUAAGCUUCAGAGAAGGAUUGACCCAUCUUUGGAAUCACUGCUGGAGCGUUGCCUGCAGCUAGGCGCCAUUGCUAAGACCGUUUACCAUCUGCUCUUCCUUGUGCACGUCAUUCGGACAGAGGCAGAGGUGCUUGGUCUGGCUUCAUCUGUGGAGUUAUGUGUUAAAGCACUACAGCUCCCAGACCAAGAGGGCACAGAGACGAGGAUUUCUGUGUGCAAGACCUUAGCCUGCCUCCUACCAGACGAUCUUGAGGUGUUGCGUGCUUGCCAGCUGACAGAGUUUCUUUUAGGCCUCUCUCAUGUGGCCUUCAGCUCCCUUGAAGAGCUCUCUCUGCAGACCGAUCAGAAGUAUGACCAGGAAAAUUCCAUCAUCCCCAACUCUCUGCGGUGUGAACUGAUCCUGGCACUUAAAGCCCACUGGCCUUUCGACCCUGAAUUCUGGGACUGGAAAACACUCAAGCAUCAGUGCAUCAGGCUGCUGGGGCUUGACCCUGAGCCAGAGGAAGAUGAGGAUGAGGGGGGACAGGAGAGUAGUCUUGGGCAGGAUGUAAAGGAGGAGGUGGUGAGGGGCUUUGUUGACAUGCCAAGAGAAUACUUAAAUCGGACAAUUGUUGGCAUUGAUGGUCAUAAUAAAGAUGAGGAAAAUGAGUGGGACAGUAAACCACCUUUGAAGCCAGAUGUUGAGCAGGGCUCACUUCAGAAGAAAUACAAGUUCCUCUGCAAGAUUUGUAAGAAAAGUGUUACUGAAACGCGAAUCCUUCUUCACUCUAAGAGGCAUGAAAACAACGGUGUUUUCACCUGCCCUGUCUGCCUGAAGAAGUUUAAAAGCAGAAAAGAUUUUAUCCCACAUACUAAACUGCACCUUCGAAUGCCACCCAGAAGCACUCGGCAAAAGAGAAAGGACAAAAAGAGGAUUGAUUGGGAUAAGGAAAUGGAGGACGACGACUUGGAGACUGUUGAGAUUGCUCUUGAUCCUUCCUUAAUGCUGUACUACCAGUCCACACAUGAUCCUGAUGUUUUGGAGCACAUUCUAGAACAAGCUUCAUCUGCCCGCAGGUACCCUGGACUUGAAGAUAACGUCACAUUUGAUUACAUUAACUUUCAUUUUGAAUUGCAGAAUCAUGACAUAUAUACAUGCCCUGCCACUCACUGUACAAAGACUUUUAAGCAUUCCAAGUACUUGGGUGUGCAUUUAAAAUCUGAAUACCACGUUGGGGACCAGAACGUGAAACAUUAUUUUGAAAUGAAAGACCGUAGGGAAAAGUGCACUUACUGCCGGCGCCACUUCAUGUCUGCCUAUCACCACCAAAGACAUCAGCGUUUGCACUACGGUGACCUGCCUUACAUUUGUAUGGUCACAGGUUGUGGUGCUCGUUUCAGCACCGCCAAUAAGCUUGUUGCACAUAAGCAUAGCCAUGGCUAUCAAGUUAGCUACCAGUGUGAGCUCAAAGGAUGUCGUCUUUCUUUCUCUGACUUGGGGCAGGUAUACCACCAUGAAGCACAGCACUUUCGUGAUGCUGCAUACAGCUGCACAAGCCUUGAAUGCAAAAAGUUCUACUUUUCUAAAAAGGAAUUCAGCAGGCAUUUAGCCACACACGGCAUUACCUUCUCUGAGGAAGACUUUGAGGCACAGAGGAAGGCCAAAAUAAAACAUCUUGAUUCCAUAACUGAGGACAUAGCCAGACCCAAAAAGUAUUGUAAAAGAAAGACUGCACUGGAGGAGGUAGUCAGUGGGGGAAACAAUGCUACUUCCUAUACAUGCAGUGCGUCCUCGUCACAUGUGUCGAGCUGCAAGGAGCCCAAAGGCACAAUGACCUCGGUUGCUGUGUGCUUUGAUGGAAAAAAGUUCACUUGUGGUUUUGAGAGGUGUGGAUUGACCUUCUCCAAAGCCAGAGAUGUUCACAAGCACCUGAGGUGUAUUCAUCCAGAGCACUUCAAGGCAGAGAAUAAGGAACUCAGUCUUGACAAAGAAGUGGGCUUGAAAUCUAAAGGUCUAAAGGUCAAAACAGAGCAGGACAAUGAUGACCAGAACAAACAUGAACAUGCAGCUUGUCUGCUAAUGAAGGGAUCAAGCCAGGGAAAUGCUUGCCCUUCCCUUAUUAAGAACACCACAACAUCCCCAUCAUGCCUUGCCAAUGAUAAUGACCAUUUAAGAGAGAUUUUGAUUGGGCUUAGCCAGCUUAGUCUGACUCCCUCCAACUCUACAAAUGGAUAUACUGAGCCCUCCCACCCAAUGUCAGGGUCCACCACAUCAAAUAUAUCCUGCCAUCAGGGUGUUGGCACCAGGUCCCCAAUUGUAUUAUUGCAAAAGAGAGCUCUACCCGCUGUUGGUGAGAGGAGGAAAUUGACAUCAAACGUUGAACCAUCUGUUGCCAACAGUCUACCCUCAGAGCAACACUUAGAGUCAGACCAGAUCAGCCCUUAUGUUUUGCAAGCUUCUACUAAACCAUACUUAUGUGAGCUUAAUGGCUGCAAUUUUAGAUGUGUGAUUAGCACUACCCUAAGGCGCCACUACAUGAACAAGCAUCACUUCUCAGAGGAGAAGGUGAAAGGAAUGAAGAUCCUCAAGUCACUGACAUUUAAGUGCCACCUCUGCUUCAAAUGCCAUAGAGAGAAGACCGACUUGAGGGUUCAUUAUCUUCAGACUCAUAGACUUAGCGAGGCAGUUGUGGAGAAAAUGAGCUGGUCUAAAAAGUGGGUUCGGGGUAAACCCCCAGAACCCACCAAGCCCACAGUCUCGUUUAUACAAAAUUCUCAGACCCUCACCUGGCAACACCCCUCCUGGCAGCAGAAGUACCUAAAAAAGAAAAUAAUGUGGAGGCGACAAAACGUUGUACAAUUUGCUAAGUCUGGAGACAAGAGUACGAAAUGGAGUCACGCGCCAUCUUCUGUGCAGGAUCAGUUUGAGGAGGAAAGUGAGGAUGGAGAUAUGCAAAGGGGCAGGGGCAGCAUUUAUAUGUGCAAGCACAAGGACUGUGGGAUGCUUUUCUGUCACACCUACAGUCUUUAUCGCCACAAGAAGAAGCAUCAUUCACAGGUGAUGGGACGUCCUUCCAUGCUUUCAGAAGACCCAGUUUUACAGAAGUUUAGGUGCAGCUACGCCAACUGUAAUGCCUCUUACCUCCUGAACAGUAGCCUGGUGCGUCACUUGGAGAGUGAGCAUCCUUACCAGGUGAACCGUAGCCUAAAGCAUCACAGAAAGAGUUAUCCUUACCAGGCGACCAUGUACUGCAAGUAUGAGGGCUGUACACAAGUGUUCACCCAAAGCAGUAGUCUGAAAAAACAUGUACUCUCUAGCCACCUCAAUUACUAUGAUUCACUUGUAUUGCGUCUCCAGAAUACUCACAAUGACACUUCAGUCACUGGUUGCCAAAAAAAGUUUAUCUUCACAUCCUCUACGCCACAAAAAGAUGCAACCAAACUACCUCUCGGGCAAUCUCUGAGACACUGCCCAAAGUCUCCCGAAGAUGUUAAGGCUGAAGAAACUAGUGAAGAGCAUGAUGAAGAUGAUGGUGAAAUUUUGAAUGUUGACCAAAGUAUUGUAGAGUCUAAAUCAAAACACAAGUUUGAAGAUUUGGUCUUCCGUUCCCAUGAGGAGGCCUUGCAGAUGUGCCAAGAUCGCUGUCAACGUGAAGCGUACCCAUGCAUGGUGCAGGGUUGUGAUUCUGUAGUCAAAUUUAUACGUAGUAUGCGACGUCACUAUUUGAAUUGCCACAAAUUAACCAAUCGGGCUUUCAAAUUGAAUGAGGAUAAGCUUGUGUUUAGAGCAGAGCAACUGGAGGAGCUGAUACAGAGGAAUACUGUAUUGUCUGUGUGGCCUGAUAUGACGAGGGCACCUAACGGAGUUCUGAAGAUGGAGUAUCAAGCAGAGCCAGAGAACCCUGGUGGUCCAUCUGUGCCUAUGAGUCUACACUCCAUCAAAGCAGAAACACUGGAUGACUAUGACCCACUGGGGUUGAAAGAGGAGCCAACUGCUGAGAGGAAUGUUUUGGUCAGUGCAGAUGACUUGCUUUAUGGAGAACCUUCUGGGCACAUGGAGGACCCUGCUACUCAGAACAGCCACAGCCAAGAGGCGAGGCCAAGGCGAAGAUCCUCAAACCCACCGGCUCUUGAUCUCUCUCCCCCAUCCUCCCUCAGAUUCUGUGUUGAUGAGAGCUUCUUGGACAGUUCAGGCAAAGAUGGUGGCAAACCAACAAACAUUUCUGUGCCCUUGCCCUCCCCUCAAGCCCGCCAGCCACUUAAACGUAAGAACGAGCUCCCUGAGCACCCUCCCAUUUCAAAGGACCCCCAGCCUCAAAGCCCCACCCCUCGCACAUUUGACCUGGCUACUUACAGACCUAUGGGAUUCGAGUCAUCUUUCCUGAAAUUCAUACAGGAGAACUCCAAGGAUAAGGAUGCUGAGAGGCCCCAGGCUUCACACUCCAACAACCCCCGGCCUGAUCCACCUGUGGUGUCAGCUCGGCGGCGGGAUUCCUACAGACGUAGCUGUUUUGUAAAGGAGAACAGCCAGGUGGGACUCACUACUACCUGUAGCAGGCUGGCUCAUUCUUCCCCACUUAAGCCUCUUCCCAGGACAGGAGAAUACACAUCAGUCCAGAACUUACACGUCAUCUUAGAAAAGGCUCUUACAGGUUGUGGCGACCUAGCCAUUAAACAGCUGCAGCACCAAAGGCCUGUAGUGGUUCUUGAGAGACCAAGGUUUUUCACUUCCUUGCUUGACCUCUUUCCCCACAAAAACGAAUGAUAAGCUACUUCUCGAAGGUUUGUAGAACUGAGCACUUUUGUGUCCAAUAUGAAGACUUUUUUUCUAAUGUUAUUACUACUCUGAUAUUAUCAGUAUCUUUUAAGUUGCCAAACUGAGCAGCUCAAGUUCUUUAAUUUACCUACAUGUUUCAACCUGUGAAAAAUGGCCCCCUGAUUUUUUUUAAAAACAACCUCUUCAGUCUUUAUUAUAUUUCUGUCAGAUGAUGAACAUUUCAAUGUAGAUACACAGUGGCAAGAAAAGUAUGUGAACCCUUUGGAAUUACCUGGAUUUAAACUCGCUUAAACUAAUAACACACAUUAUUGUAUUUUUCUUGUCUAUAUUGAAUACUUAAUUUAAACAUUCACAGCGUAGGUUGGAAAAAGUAUGUGAACCCCUAGCCUCUAGUGACUCCCAAACCUGCUAUGUGAACCCCUAGGCUAAUGACUUCUCCAAAAGCUAAUUGGAGUCAGGAGUCUGCUCACCUGGAGUCCAAUCAAUGAGACAAGAUUGUAGAUUUUGGUAGAGCUGCCUUGCCCUAUAAAAAACACUCACAAAAUUUGAGUUUGCUAUUCACAAGAAGCAUUUCCUGAUGUGAACCAAGCCUUGAACAAAAGAGAUCUCAGAUGACCUAAGAUUAAGAAUUGUUCACUUGCAUAAAGCUUGAAAGGGUUACCAAAGUAUCUCUAAAAGCCUUGA